Cuscuta epithymum is the source of this 1908-nucleotide messenger RNA. The record is from the annotation of a GenBank genome assembly. Lineage: Eukaryota; Viridiplantae; Streptophyta; Magnoliopsida; Solanales; Convolvulaceae.
UGUAUAUCCAAUAUUCCGCCACAUAUCGGAAGUAAAUUGAAUUUUGUCACAUCAGAAAAGAAAAUGAGGUUGGCCAUCAUAUUUUGCAUAUUCAUAUUAUUAUUCGUAAAUGCAUCCCACGCACAACAAUGCGGAAGCCAAGCCGGCGGAGCCGUAUGCGCCGCCGGGAAUUGUUGCAGCCAGUACGGCUAUUGCGGCAACACCGCGGAAUACUGUUCUCCGAGUUCCGGCUGCCAGAGCCAGUGUUGGUCGUCGGGAGCCGGAGCGCCUCCUCCGCCCGCUACUCCGACGCCCCCCAGUGCCGGCGGCGGCGAUAUUAGCGGCGUCAUCAGCCAGUCUGUUUUCGACGAGAUGCUGAAGUACAAAGACGAUUCCCGCUGCCACGCGCCAGGGUUUUAUACGUACGAUGCGUUCAUCGCCGCCGCGAAAUCUUACGGAGAAUUCGGGACGACCGGAGACUCGGACACGAUUAAGAGAGAAGUCGCCGCUUUCUUGGGCCAGACCUCCCACGAGACUACUGGUGGAUGGGAUACAGCACCGGAUGGUCGAUAUGCAUGGGGGUAUUGUUUUCUAAGAGAAAACACCUCAGAUUCCUACUGCAACGUCACUCAAGCCUGGCCUUGUGCUCCUGGCCAAAAAUACUUUGGGCGUGGUCCUAUUCAAAUCUCUUACAACUACAACUAUGGUCCAGCAGGACAGGCACUUGGCUAUGAUCUUAUAAGUAACCCUGACCUAGUCGCCACAGACUCGACCGUGUCCUUCAAGACAGCAUUGUGGUUCUGGAUGACACCUCAGGGUGCAAAGCCGUCUUGCCACGACGUGAUGACCGGUAAAUGGACACCGUCUGCCACUGACACAGCGGCUGGUCGUGUCCCGGGUUAUGGGCUGGUCACUAACAUCAUUAAUGGUGGGGUUGAGUGUGGUAGUGGCGGUGCGAAGGAUAAAGCCGAUGACCGCGUUGGAUUCUACAAACGCUAUUGUGACAUUUUUGGCAUAGCCUAUGGAGACAAUUUGGACUGCUCUGCUCAAACUCCAUACACUGCGACUCUUGCUUCCACCUGAAAAUAAAAACAUCUUGUGUACUCAAUCAUAACAAAUAAAAUGAAAAAUUGUACGCAACGACCUUCAAGACUGCAUAUGUUAUAUUAUGCGAGGGCCGCGUCUGAUAUACGAAUAAUUUCAUAACAAUAAUGUACAUGAAAACAAUGUGAAUUAUCAGUCUUGUGUGAUGAUAGUAUCUAAAGUUAUAAUACUCAUGUGAUAAACAUUGAAGUUUUGGUUGUGUCGCAUUAGCAAAGAUGGUGAGCAAAGUGACUCGGGUCAAAGGCUAAUACACUGGAGGGGGUGCAAUUAACGAAAAUAAACGUUUUUUUAAAUAACGAAUAUAAACGUUAACCGGUCUAAUCCACCCUAUCCUAAUUAACUCUUUAAUCACCCCACUUCUUUCUAUGAUCUCCAGAAAUUUGGAGGAUCGGAUAUGGCAAAUCCCAUUUGAUCAUGUUUGGAUUCAACUUUUGACAAGGCAAAAUGAAUGGAGGACUUGGAGAGAACUGAUAGUCAUUGAAAAGAAUUACAUUUAGUCAUUUAGAUGAGCAAUUAUAUAGAAAUAAACAAUUCAACUGAAUGUGUAUUUAUUCUCUAGCGUAAGACUAACAAAUACAACUAUACAAGUAUAAUAAAAUGAACAUAAUUUUUUUAAUAAUAAAAGUUCGUAAUGUUGAAAACAAUUGAUUUAAAAAAGAAACGCACUUUAAGUACCUUCUCAAAGUACUCUAUAAUUUUAGUUUGAAGUGCGUAAAUGUAAACACAAGUGCAACUUUAUUUUAAAAUUCAUAAAUGGAACCAAGGGGUAGUUGUCUCUAUGCAUACAACUUGAUCAAUAUUGGUUGGUUGUGUGAAUGUUCAAAU